Messenger RNA from Xyrichtys novacula (pearly razorfish), 9174 nucleotides. The record is from the annotation of a GenBank genome assembly. Lineage: Eukaryota; Metazoa; Chordata; Actinopteri; Labriformes; Labridae.
AAAGCACCUCCUUGACAUGACGCUGGGCGUACUUUCGUUUUCUUGACUUUUAAACAGGAUCCGAAACUUGGCGUGAAAUUAAGAGAAGUAAGACAGCCACUGUAAGUCUCUGACAUUAGUUGUGCUGACAGAGAUGGACAACAGAGUGAGUUACAUACCCACAUAUUCACCCUUGAGUCAGAUCUAAAAAAAAUGUUUUGCUGUUGCGUAUGUGUGUGCCUUUAACUAUGCUAGCCAUAUACCAAGCUAACGCACGAGAUUUAUUUGCAUAAAGUAUUAAAAUGGUAAGAGAAAAGCUAACUUUAGUUUUUGUUAUACUGUGUUUUGACCGUUUGAACCAUGUUGACGUUAGCAAUAGUUUAGAGGAAGUGAAUUUGUUAAAGUAAUGGGGGAAAAGCUGUGGUUCAUUGUUGUUUCCUGGCAGAUUAUACUGUAUAUUUAAAUUAAAAAAUGACCUUUGACUUGACUACAGAUGGCUGGAGAACCCGCGGAGCUGAGAGAGCUGGAAGGUGACGUGGAGAAAGAAGAGGAGAUAGGAGAUGAAGCGGACGCCAAACCUGACCGCAGAGGACGAUUUCUGCUGUUUGGAAGGUGACUUUACUAUCAGUUCUUUUAAAACAUAUAUAGACACCUCAAACAUCCACUAAAGUUAUACCAGGACGAAUUUAGUUUCAUUUAAAUUGGGCAAUAUUAUGCAUGUUUUUCUUUAGCUUUCACAUUCAUUAUGUGCCCAUACACUUAUAGUGUAUCAUAGUUUACAGCAGUGCAGGACAGCACAAAAUUAAUUGCUCUUUCUAAUUCACCAUCACUGGUUCAUUCUGGUUAUUUUGAAUUUCAAUCGUAGCAGCUUUCAUGGAUUAUUUAUACAGCACUGAGAGGACGGUUUAUACAUCCUAAUCAAAUACUCAGUCCUUCUGCAGCAGCAGUCUUAAAUCUGCAGAGUCCCUCAACUAAAUGUGUGUCUCCUGGUCUCUCACAUUAACAGAGUUAUUCAGAGGCAUGAAUGAUGUGCUGUUGAUAUUUAUUCUCAUAUACUUAAAUGAUAAUUUGUCAGAGUAAUAAUCACAAAUACAGGCUUUAAUACUCAUACAGUAAAAUCCCUUUUGGGAAUGAAAGUGACACUGCUUCCUCUUAGCUUUCUUAAAACAGUUCUUAGAAAUAUACAGCUUUCUUAAAACAGUUCUUAGAAAUAUACACUUAAUUAGACACAGCACAGCGCUACUAAUGCCUCAUUAUAAUAGGCUGAUUAUGAUAGGUUUUGGCAGUUUAGGGGGGUGAUGUCCUCAAGAGGUCACUCAAAAUUGGAUGAAUGAUGAACAUAGAGUCAGGUGUUAUAAAUACUCACAUUCAGUGUCGUAUAACUUACAGCAUGGGUUCGUAAAAUGAUGCAUUUUGUUAUUCAAAAGAAACUGACAUGAGGUUGAAACCUCAGUUUAUACCAGUCUGACUCACAAGGUGGCACUGUGGACCUUUAAACUUCACAGAAACUGGUGAUGAAAAGCCUGUUUGCUCAGCUGUGAAAUAAACCUUAUACUAUUUGGAAAACAGUGGGUGAAAUGAAACAGAUAUACAAAAGAUAGCAUGCUCAUUCAGAAAUAAGCAUGUAUCAUAAAAUAUGUGCUAUGUCUUGUUCAAGCUGUGCUAAUUUGUUCUGCUUGUGUAUGUUUAAUCUGUGAGUUCUGGCCUUGACAUAACGCCCGCACUUUCACACCAUUUUGAUGCUGGCAGAUGAUCAGCUACUCUUAGACUGAUCAACGUUUAUUAAGUGGUCUUUAAAUAUUACAUUUUUAAGUUAUUUUGGAUUCAAGAGAGAUAUGUAGUAAACACAGCUGUAUGAAAUAUGAGGAGAGAUAAACACAAGGUACUUGUGCCACAGUGAGGAUGUGCUCAGUGAGGACCACCCCACAUUUUCACCCUCAUCCCAGUGCUUUUGCAUUACUAAAGAGUUGCAUAGCCUACCAAUAGCUAUAAGCAGCGGCUGCAACUCUAAACAUACAAUAGACCUACACCAGACUUCCUUUACCAAAGCCCCAGGUAUCAAUAAUGCUGAUACUACCUACCCUUUCAUUUGGCUCUUGCAUGCCCCAUUGUAGAAUUAGAGGGGCAGCAAGAGCUAAUGUAUCACCAGUGUCGAAAAGUGGGCAACUUCCUGUACUUGCAUUUUUCAAGUAAGGCUAUUAACACUUCAGGGAGGUUCAGAAAGUUAUCUUAGACAUAUGUGAGUAAAAUUCAAUAUGCACUCUUUAAUGUUAUCACACAUUUGUAUUGUUCUUAUAUUGUGUAAGUCCUUAAUUAGUUCAAAUAUGAUUGUCUUUGUUUUAUCUGUCGGUUUAAAUUUUUUAUGUCAGUUGAAACAAAAACAGAUCACCCUGUAAAGGACUGAGCAUUUUUCCGGAGUCAAUUUUGUGCAAAGCAGUGUCUUAAUAGUUUUUAGAAAGUUCCCUGUCUUGUACAUCCAUCCCUAAAGUCAAGGUCUUCUCAGCCUACAUGUCCUCACAGGGGGAUUCUGUGCCUGUCAGCAGAGGAGCAACCUGUUGCCCUGUCUGACCUCAACAGGCAGCGGGUUGUUGGGGCCAUGUGUGAAUAGGUCUUUAGAAAGCACUGGUGUGGUGGCGAGGCUGCUGACUCAGGGGGCUCACAGUGCGCCGCCCCCGUCCUCAGCACCCGCUGGCCCAGUCAGGUCUUCAUCCAGCACAGAGAGCAUGUCAGUAUCCUAGCACACGGCUAAAAAAUAAGCUGCCAGGUCUGGAGAAACAUACUCUUUUGGGGGAAAAUAAAGAAACGAGACAAAACCAACGCAUUUCAGAUGCAGAGUGGCGUAGCGCUUAAUGACGAACCCAGGUAAGACAGACAGAUCAGCUUCAUAUCCUCUUCACUGUCCUCCUACCUGCGCCUCUUUCUACCAUGCCCAGCCCACAGCAGAACAGAGCUGCAGCUCUUUGCCCACCCUCCACGAUUGUUUGGUACUGUACGCUAGCUCAGUGUAGAGGUGGGAGGGGGGCUUGAAAAAGUUCUGGAUCACAUGCUUAUUAGAAAAAGGCAGGGCUGCCCGUGAGUGUUUGUGCAGAAGUCUGUGGCUGUGGAUUGCUGUGUAUUGUUCCCAUGCUUGAGUAAGCUGAUGACAAGGCUCUUCUGGAACGAGCCUGGAUUUUCGGAGCCCCCAAUGGGCCACUGUUGGCUUUGCUAUCUGGAUGGAUCUGUUAAAGAAUGGAAAUAUGACAGGUGUGUGAGAAUUGCCACUCGUGAAGAUUUCCUCUUACUCAAUCUACAUCAAUGUGACCAUGUUUCUUUAAUAUCCACACUUGGUAAAAAUGUUGUAGUUCCUUCUCUAACACAUCGCUGGAUUACUGCAAACAAAUUUGGCUGUGAUUUUAAUGCCUUAUUUGACUAUGUAUGUACCCUUUGAUUUCUGAGUAAGUGGUUCAGAGUGUUCUCAGUUUCAGUUGUGUUUAUUUCAUUAUUUACUUUGUGAUCAAUGUUAUUUUUCAGUUUGAAAACAGUUUGUCUUGAAUGGCCUGGUCAUACUUAUUAGCCUUGUCUCAUGGGCCAAAUUGGAGAGGUGAACUUUUUCAAACUUUCAGCAUCAUGCGAGUUAAAUUUGGAUGACUUCCAAUUUAUUUCUUCAUUUUUUGUUCUUUGCUGUGUUCAUUAGUUUGUGGAGUUUUUUUUUCUUUUUUUGUCUUUGUUUUCUCAGUGUAUGUUGAAAUAUUUCUAUAUAGCUACUUGAAAGCCAUGUCGUUUCCCAAUCAUGUCAUUCAAACAGAGCAUUUUGAAUGAAAUCUAAGUUUCUCUCUCUCUCUCUCUCUCCCUGUUAGUAAGAAGAAUAAGGAUGGCCAGACGCGGGAGCAGGACUACUCUUCUGAAAGCCAUUACAGAAUUGUUUCACCAACAUUCCAGUAUAAGAUGAGCCACCAGCGAGUGGGCAAGUGUAUCAUCAUCAACAACAAAAACUUUGACGAAAAGACAGGUACAGCAGAUGUUUUUUACUCACUGUAUAAUUAAUUCAGUUUUGCUUUAUUCACUGCUCAAAGAAAGUGUAUUUUAAGGAGAGUGUCUCAACAGGGAUGAAUGUUCGUAACGGCACAGAUCGAGACGCAGGUGAGCUGUUCAAGUGCUUCAAGAGCCUGGGCUUCGAUGUCUUCAUCUACAAUGAUCAGACAUGUGAGAAGAUGGAGCGUCUCCUCAGAGAGGGUGAGUAAUCAACACCUCUGACAUUAUCUCACUUUUUUUUCUGUCUGCCAUAUUGAGAUAGUCGUGAUGUGUUAGUCUAGGGAAGCCAGAACCAAAACAACAGCUCCACCUUAAUUAUUUCAGAUGGCAAACCUCUGUUAAAAGGCGUCAGUUAUUCUGAUCAAGUCUAAUUGCUUUUCUGGUUGAACAAAGAGCUAUGAUGACCUGAAAGACUGAGAACAGACACAAAAGAAAACUCUUUGUACUAAUACUCAUUCAGCUCAUUAAGAGGCCAUGAAUUCACCUUGAAUUGUAUGGCAUACCAAACCAAUUAAUAAUAAAGUACACUUACAGGUACAGCAGUGUGUGCAUAUUACAUGAAUAUAUUUCUCUGUCAUUGAAAUGAUAAGGUUCAGUAUUUGAAACUGUCUACAAGAGGUGUAGUUUAAAGUCUGUGGACUCAAGCAGUUGAAGUCAGACAUACCUUAGUGCUUAAACAACAGAAGUUACACACAUUAUUACUCUGGUAAAGUCAUUAUCAGUUGAUAGAUUUAAUGAUGGUUGAAGUUUAGUCAGACUCUCAGGUAGACAACAGGUUGUACUGUUUGACAGACACUGGUCUCUUAAUUACAGGCUGGUAGCUAAAGUUAGUGUGGUGUUCACUGAGGAAAGAACCUGCAGGUCCGCCAGAGAGAUUUCCUUAUGUCAUGUACAAGUAAUCUCUGAGGAGCACUCCUUUUUAAUACAAUCCACUCUUUUAAAUCAGCACGUGUGUUUCCACGUGCCCUCCAUGUGAAAGGGGGUCAGUUUCUUUUUAAUAUGAUCCUCAACAAAACAUUCAACGAUAGUCUCUCUGUAUAUCUUUAGAAUAGACAUGGUAACACUAUGGAAGCCCACCCUCUGAAAAAUCUUGAUGACUUUACUGACCUCUCUUCAUUUCUAUUUUAUGUGUUCAUAUCACAGCUAAGGGGGGAAAAACAAACGUGAUUGCUGGUGACAGUUUUUCCUCAGUCAGGUCCGCACAAUCUCAGCCUUGAUUUCUUUUUUACAACCACGCUUUCCCUCAAGCUACUUAAAAAACAUACACCAAAAAGUUCAAAGUGGAGUCUGUUUGCAUCUUUGCAAUUACUGUGAGUGGAAAAGGCUCCAUGACAUUACCACUCUGUGGUUCAAAAAUGGUGUUUCCCACUUCUGGGCCAGUGCUGCACUGCUCUCAUUUUGAAGUUGAUCUGGGACUUGACUGAACUAAGAGAGGAGUUUGUUUGUGUGUGUGUUUGUGUGUGUGGGUCAGCCUCAGAGGAAGACCAUAGUGACAGCUCGUGUUUCGCCUGUAUCCUGCUGAGCCACGGUGAGGAGGGCAUGAUCUAUGGAACUGACGGGGCCAUGCCCAUCAAGACCAUGACCUCAUUGUUCAGGGGAGACAUGUGCAAAAGCUUAGUGGGGAAGCCAAAACUCUUCUUCAUCCAGGUACAAAGAUCUUAAGACUUUGAUUUGUAAAUGUUGGUGUGAUGUAAGAUGUGUGCGGCCGGUAUUUAAAAAAAUGUUGCAGUUCAUUUGUGUCCAGUUUGUGACCUCUGAUCCAAUAGUUGACAAAGUAAAAGCUGAUCUUUUACAAGUGCCAUUGGUUAAACUGGUGUUUCACUCCCCAUGGAGAAUUUAAAGUAAACUGUGUAGAAUUUUGUCCCUCUCAGCUUGUAAACACAGAAACUCUUAAUUGCUUCACCAGGUCAUCGUUGAGAAAGCUACUCAGGAUCACAAUGAAAUGUCAUUUCAUUUACUUCACCAGGCUUGUCGGGGUUCCGAAUUCGAUGAUGGUAUACAGACAGAUUCAGGUCCGCCAAACGAUACCCUGGAGACAGAUGCCAACCCACGACAUAAGAUCCCCGUAGAGGCAGAUUUCCUCUUUGCGUACUCCACGGUGCCAGGUAAUUCAUGAACAAGAACAGGUUUAACUUGAUGUGUCUUCUGCCAAACUCCUGAAAAGGCUUUUACUUUUGUUUAGCUAACUUUCUCUGCUGCCAAACUUUUAUUUUGUAGGGUAUUAUUCAUGGAGGAACCCCGGGCGGGGCUCCUGGUUUGUCCAAGCCCUCUGCAAUGUCCUCAGUGAGUUUGGCAAGCAGUUGGAGAUCAUGCAGAUCUUGACACGGGUCAACUACAUGGUGGCCACCAGCUUUGAGUCCUGGUCUGAAGACCCGCGCUUUAGUGAGAAGAAGCAGAUUCCCUGUGUGGUCUCCAUGCUGACGAAAGAACUCUAUUUCAACUGACUGCCAGCCUAAAUCACUGUACUGUAUGACCCCAGAGACAGACAGACAGACAGACUGGCCGACCAACUGACGGACUGACUGACCAACUGACGGACGGACUGACUGGUUCAGGUAUUGACUAAGUGGUCAAGUAUUCAGGGAUGACUCGGGCCUAGCAGCACACAGCACAUUUGGAGCACAUAUGACACUUUGCAUGUGUAGUUGGGCCUGAAAACAAGCACUCUGUGAGAAAACAAUAUUUACAGUGGCACUCCUCGUUCAUCUGUUGACGGUGAAACUUCUUCCUCUUCUUCAGGUUAUUCUUCAUAACUUUGGCGUCACAUUUGAUCUUUCUUGACAGGCAUCGUUUAUUAUUUAUGUUAUUCUUCCAGCCCGUAAAAUUUGCUGCCAGUUUUUGUGGGUUUGGGGAAUCAUACCUGAAAAUAUGUCAGACCAUUUUCCAGCCUUUGCUUAAACUUAAAAAUAGACCAAAAAAAGUAUUGAUUUGAUACCUCUGUCAAACUUAUGAGGUUUUUAGAGACCUGAUCAUUUUUAUUUCCUGUUUCAAAAGCAAGUGAAAAAUAUCUCUUCUGAUUUCUGAAACUCUAAAAAAAAAAAAAAAUUUACUUUUUUUUUUCGAAUCAGAAAAUUGAAUCAGGCAGCUGAAUCAGUAAACCUUUGUUUUGCCCAGAUGAGCGUAAAAAAUGAACACUAAGAAAAGCUGCGCCAGCUUUGCCUUGUUUGCCUGUCAACAUUUCAAAUAUUUAUAAAAUUUACUGACACUUACACUUUAACUGAACUUGUCUGCAUUUUUCACUUGUUCUUUUUGUUUUAAACACAGAAAAAAAAAUCAGGCUUUGAAAACAGUCAUAGAUUUUUUCUCAUUUCCCUCCCAGGGCUUCUGUACAACACCUCUGAUGCAUUUGAAUAGUAAAACAAAUCCUGUCACUGUUGCACUGAGUAGUAAGUAAAGAAAACAGGCGAUAGUGUGCUUAUUCAGAAGCUUUGAUGUGUAAAUUUACAUAAAUGUAAUAGUUGUUUGUAAAAACAGCCAAGUCAGUAGAUUAAAUAGUGAUUAUUAACCUUUUUAUCGAUAAAGAUUAUAGGAGGCAGCUGCCUCGUUUGCACUGUGUAUCUGGAAAAUGGAUCUGAUUGUUUUCAGCUACCUGUCUUUUAAUGUCUUCCGCUGUCAAAAGCAAGAUUAAAAAGACCACUCUCUCCUCUGAGCAUAAAUGAGUGAAGAUGCUUUUGCCAAAGACUCAGUGUCUCAGCCUUCCUAGCAGAGUUCAAGUUAGUAGCAUUACACUGGCAUCCUCAGGUUCUUUAAUGUCCCAUGAAGUGGGUAAAUGUAAUGUUAAAGAGUGUCAUAUACAUAUGGCUAGGGAGCUGUUAUCUUUUGCUGUGUAUUUCUUGAUUUUAUGAGAUUUUGGGUCACGUGCAUAUUCUUUAGCUCACUCCCAUUAAAACAAAGCUUAUUUACAAUUUGCCAGUUUUCUCAGCAUGAUGUUAAAAACUUAAAUUCUUUGUUGUGCAACCCUGAGUAAAUCAAGUCCAUGUAUGUCUAAUGAUAUAUUUGUCUUGAUAGUCAGGGUUCAACAAAUGGGUUAAGUCUUAUCCCUCUUUUAACCUUAGAAGUCAGACAUUCCUCUAAAGUAUCUUUGAAAAUGACAGGAUGCAUGCUGUAAAACACUAGCACCAAAAGAAAUGUCUAAAACUGUGUCAGAUAUUUGGUAAAUAUUAUACUGUUAAGCUGGACUUGGGCCCAAAGCACAAAUGCCAAACCAUUUCACUGUAUAUUAGUGUUGUACACUGUCAUAGCAACACCACACUUUAGUUGAAAGUACUCAGCAAGUUCUUUCUUAUUUUAAUUUUAAAUAAAUCUUAAUAGAGAUCUAGAGAUCUAAUAGAGAUAAGAGAUCUAAAUUUUAAAAAAAGGAAGUAAGACUUCAUAUUUUAAAGUAGUAAUAAAGAUGUAUACUGUAUCAUCUAAAAUACAUUUAUCUAUAUCAUGGACAUUUGCUAAUGGUUUUUAGGACUUGCAAUAUGUUUGUUUUGAUUUUUUUGUCCCAAAAGUCUGUCAAUCAGAGGCAGCUAUUACUGGUGGUAACAAGUCUGAAAAUACACAAUCCACAUGUCCACAAUACACACUCCCAUUGUUGCUGCACUGUUUUUACAUUUUUUCACAUGACUGCAUGUUUUGGUAACUGGGGAAGAGUUUAGCAAUAGCAUUGAUUUGUCGUUCUUUUUAAUAUAGUUAUAAUUUUUUUACUUUCCACUCCUUGUAUUUUGUUAUUUUUUUCUAUUUUAUUUUAUCUUGAUUAAACUUUUAAAUGGUAUUAUUCAUAGUUGCCAGAAGUGUCAUCAGUACUGGCCUAGGUUGGAGGCAUGUACCAUUCUACACCAAGAACACUUGUCCAAUACAGCAACAAGUCUUGGAUCCUCUGGACGCAUGGAUCUCUGAUCAGUGAUGUGGUGCCCACAGGAGUGUUUGCUCCACUUGUUUUGGAAUGGAAUUGAAGGAAGGACAAAUGUAAUUUAAAAGGAUAAAUUUUUAAUGCUUUCCGGUGUUACAUGCUGUUGUCCUCAGGAAUAUUUGAAAAGAUUUGAAAAAAAUGAAUGAAUGAAUUACAUUGAUGGUAUAAUCUGGCCCGUUGUUUUUUUUAUUAUUAUUAUUUGGGGCAAUACAUAAAAUAAAACUUUAAACAGAGGAAUGCUUAUGUAAACAUUUUAUUGUAUUAAACAUAAAGAAGCUAUUGUGUAA